This is a messenger RNA of Oncorhynchus nerka (sockeye salmon), 4544 nucleotides long. RefSeq lists its product as uncharacterized. The record is from RefSeq and is a predicted model, not a curated record. The transcript has 5 exons. Lineage: Eukaryota; Metazoa; Chordata; Actinopteri; Salmoniformes; Salmonidae. Bases 1 to 2817 code for a protein of 938 amino acids.
AUGGCAGGGAGACUACACGUGAUCCUGAAAAGUGUAAACAAGGCGCUGUGCCGCAUGCGCUUGGCCUCGGCUGUAGAGGAGGAGGAUGACCUGAUAACACAAUCACAGCAUCUGGAGGAGAAGCGCAGGCGUGGCCAGCAGCUCGUCACUAUCCAAGCAUUCCUACAGUCCAGCCAGGACAAGGAAAAUGAGCUCAGCGUGGUCCUCCAGUGGCUCAGAAACAUGAACCAGGAGCUGGUGGAGGUGGAGGAGGACGAGGACUUCCGGGAGGUGGAUGGUAUCACUGAGGAAUGGGUUGAGGAGAUGCAAGACAAGAUCCAGAGUUUCAUGUCGGACAUCCAAGCUUGCAUUGUACGUCUUCACGAGCUUUGUGGAUUCCUCUUUGAACUCGACACCAGGAAAACCAAAAAGAAAGAAGCAGAACAUAAGAAGGGAGGUGUGUGGCACUGGUGGCUGGAGUCAAAAGUCGAUGCCAGGACGAUACUGAAGAUCCAGGAGCUGCAGCCGCCCACAGUGGACCGCAUGAUGGCGGAGCCCAGCCUGGCCACCAAGUCUUCCACAGAUCUGUCCUUCAUGCUGGGUGACAUCUCCAAGUCCAUGUCCUGCAACAAGGCCAUGAGCAUGGCCUUUAAGUUCAUUCAGACGGGGCUCCACAACCUAAACGAGGCUCUGCAGGAGCGCACAUGCGAGGCCCACAAAACCCAAGCCCAACUGGAUGAGAUGAAGGCUAAUGACUGCCGUGCUAACCUGGCCCGUGCCAAAGCAGAGCUGGAAGGGGACAAGACAAGGAUCACCAAACUGGAGGGAGAUAACUAUAACCUUCAGGAGGAGAUCGCAGCGCACAAGUUCCAGAUCCACAAGCUGGAGGGAAUGGUUAGGUCAGGUCAACAGGGUUCUGUGAUUAAAGUGAUUGAGCCGGUGAUGGAAUUCCCCAUGACUCAGAGCCAAACCCAGCCAGAGAGCACCUCAGUCCCAUUCAAUCCGAAAUAUCCCAGACGGCCCCCUCCGUCUAAGAAGGAGCAGAAGCCAAAGAUAGCGCCAUCAGUGGUAGAAUCACAGCUACCCAAGAGCCCACCCAAGACUGCGGCUGGGACGGAGCCAGAGUCCAUUGAGGAGGAGUAUGUCGAAGAGGAGAUACCUCCCACACCUUCCCCUGUGUCUGAAGAGGAGAUCAAGCCCGAGACAUCGCCUGAUGAAUUGGACCUCUUUGAGGCAAUGGAGAAGAACAGCACCAGCCUCUUGGAUGGCUUCCAGUCAUCUGUGUUCAACAUAAUUGAAAAGUCCCUCAGUGUUAAGGGUAUAGGCCUAGAGGCAGACAAGGCCAACGACGCCAUCAAACUCUACAUCAUCCUUCAGAAAACCAUCCGAAACUCCUUCAACAACAUCACCUCCAAACUCCAUGGGAAAUUUACAGACAGCAUCCUGGGCAUGCCGUUUGAGGAGGACAAAGUGGCUUGGGAUGGGUUCUGGGACGACACCACCAAGUCACCAGGGGACAUGCUCAAAGAGAUCAACUCUAUGUUCGUCAGCCAUGACCAUAACAUUGAGAAUUUGGGCGCCAAUGUGCACAUGCUCAUGAAAGAAGAAGACAAGAACGCCAAGUCUGCUUCCAAGAAAGGACCCCACCAAGAAUGCCGUCACUCUGUGUCUGAGGUCCUGAUCCAGUUGAAGAACAUCAACAACAUGAGCAAGCAGCAGACCUGUAAGAUGCGCCUGGCCCUGGAGAACCUCAUAGACAUGAACAACAAGUUGGAUAAUGAGCCCAAGACUGAGGAGGAACAGCCAUUCACCAGCCAUUUCUCCAUCUCGUCCUCUGACAGCUUUGUAGAGGAAGAGGAGAUCAGAGUGGAGUUGAAACGCCACCACCACAUCGAGAAAACUGUCAAAGUACCGGUAGAGAAGCGAAUCAAGAGGAGACAUACUCCACAUCAGACAACGAGGCAAGUACUGAAACCCAGACUUAUAGAAACAGCCAACCAGGGGGACAUGGAGCGGUAUAAGAUGGAGAUUGAGGAGGAGGGGAGGAAGAUAGAGAAAACGGUGAUGGUGGGGGCGACCUACCAGGUGAACGUGGUGUCUCAGAGGACCAACCUGAAUCUCCUGAGGCAGGCGGCGAUCAGCGGGGAGAUCUCCACUGAGCUGUACAGCAUGGCCAAGGACCUCAUCACACACAUUCUGGGCAUGGAUGAGAUGAGACUGGCCUGCCUGCUCCGCAAGUUCAUGGCCUACAGAUCAGUGCAGCAAGUCCGUUACAAUCUGAAUAUGCAGUUGGUUGCUGCUCGGGAGCUAAAGGAUGGACAGUCGGUAAAAGAAAUAUACUCCUUCCUGACGAAACUGGAUGUGUACCAGAAACGGACGUUGCGUCGGUGGAGUGCUAAACAAGCUGCUAUUGAACACAGCCGCAAGACCUGCCUUGCUCGCAUGCUAUAUCUUUUCAGUGAGAUAAGACAAGACUACAACGUGCACCUGCUCACCCCGUUCCCGUGCUCCAGCCACUCCCGUCAACAUCUGGCCAUCAAGUCCCACAAGCUGACGUGGUCCCUGAACCCUGGUUGCCAGCGUCACCACCUGCCCACUCCAGCCCAGACCCCCCACCUGGUGAUGCCCGCCUCAGAGGCCGGACCCCUGAGCGGAGUCAGGGAGCUGUUGAGGGGUCAGCUACCCACACUGUGGCAUUGUAAUCUGACCAUGAACAACAUGCAGCUGGCCAGGAAGAUGGCCUCUCCCCCCUGCAACCUCUCCUCCAUUCCCCUGCUGAUGCAGAUGGACGUCAACCAUAGCCGAGCCACUGCACUGCGCUCUGCACAGGGCAGGUAAGGCCUCACACACUGCAACCUCUCCUCCAUCCCCCUGCUGAUGCAGAUGGAUGUCAACCAUAGCCGAGCCACUGCACUGCACUCUGCACAGGGCAGGUAAGGCCUCACACACUGCAACCUCUCCUCCAUCCCCCUGCUGAUGCAGAUGGACGUCAACCAUAGCCGAGCCACUGCACUGCGCUCUGCACAGGGCAGGUAAGGCCUCACACACUGCAACCUCUCCUCCAUCCCCCUGCUGAUGCAGAUGGACAUCAACCAUAGCCGAGCCACUGCACAGCGCUCUGCACAGGGCAGGUAAGGCCUCACACACUGCAACCUCUCCUCCAUCCCCCUGCUGAUGCAGAUGGACAUCAACCAUAGCCGAGCCACUGCACAGCGCUCUGCACAGGGCAGGUAAGGCCUCACACACUGCAACCUCUCCUCCAUCCCCCUGCUGAUGCAGAUGGAUGUCAACCAUAGCCGAGCCACUGCACUGCGCUCUGCACAGGGCAGGUAAGGCCUCACACACUGCAACCUCUCCUCCAUCCCCCUGCUGAUGCAGAUGGAUGUCAACCAUAGCCGAGCCACUGCACUGCGCUCUGCACAGGGCAGGUAAGGCCUCACACACUGCAUCAACUGGUAUCAAUGGAUAGGAGCUUAGAGAGCAGCAAUGUUUGGACAAUUCAAGGCAAGAUCUUAGUAUUUUCGGAUUAUGUCCUUCCCCUGGUGAAAGGUAUAGACUGCUUGUGAUAUUGAGUUUCAGUUCUAAAUUCUCAUUGGUUUGUGAUGCGUGAACUGCAGUGGUGUAAAGUAAUUAAGUAAAAAUACUUUAAAGUACUACGUACUUAAAGUAGUUUUUCGGGGUAUCUGUACUUUACUCUAUUUUUGACAACUUUUACUUCGCUACAUUCCUAAAGAAAAUAAUGUACUUUUUACUCCAUACAUUUUCCCUAACACCCAAGAGUACUCGUUGCAUUUUGAAUGCUUAGCAGCACAGGAAAUGGUCUAAUUCCCCCACUUAUCAAGAGAACAUACCUGGUCUUCCUACUGCCUCUGAUCUGGCAGACUCAGUAAACACACAUGCUUUGUUUGUAAAUGAUGUCUGAGUGUUGGAGUGUGCCACUGGCUAUCUGUACAUUAAAAUAACAAGAAAAUGGUGCUGUUUGCUUAAUAUAAGGAAUUCGAAAAAUAUUUAUACUUUUACUUUUGAUACUUAAGUUUUAUUUUAGCAAUUACAUUUACUUUUGAUACUUAAGUAUAUUUAAAACCCAAUACUUUUAGACUUUUACUCAAGUAGUAUUUUUCUGGAGGAAUUUCGCUUUUAUUUGAGUCAUUUUUCUAUUAAGGUAUUUUUACUUUUCCUCAAGUAUGACAAUUGGGUACUUUUUUCCAUCACUGGUGAACGGGAUAACGGGAUAAUGGGAUAAGCCACUGCACUUAUUGAGUCCCAGAGAGGCAAAUCGACCUCUGGGUUUUAUUACAGGGAUAUUGGAUGUUAAGAGAGCAGGGCACAGGAAACUGACUUCUGUCAUCUGUGUGUAGUGUACCCAGCACAAAUGUCUAAAGACAAGCUAAACUAAAGUCUGAGUUAUUGAGUGUGUUAUCAUCUCUUCUCUGUCUCAGGAUAAGUGGGCGAUAGCUGCAUGCUUUCUAGAGGAGAUGUGUUGAUGCAUAGGGAGAUGAUCUACUGAAGGGAUCCAGUCUGUCACUAAUCUCAAACGCCAGCCAAUAAAGAAUACGUUCACUCCA